AGCGCGAGAAACAGCACAGCGGAUUAAUUCCUCCCGGGCUCACCAUGUAUCUGCAGAGUGUGGCCGUGAUUUGCCUUAUUGCCGUUUUCCUCGGCUCCCUGGAAGGGAAGGGUGUCCAGAUGCAGCGGGACGUUCAGUGCUGCAUGCAGUACUCCGAAGGGAAAGUGCGGACCAAAGAUGUGCUGAGGUUUGAGGAGCAGACAGAAGGCCCAGACUGCAGCAUACAAGCAGUCAUAUUGUACACGAAGAGGGCAGUGAAGUGUGCUGACCCGAGGGACCGUAAAGUGCAGAGGUUACUCCGGAAACUGAGGCAGAGGCAGGCAGAGAAGGCGCACAGGACCAUGUGGCUCCACCCGCACAUCAAUCUGCCCGUCAUGGCUGAGCCAAAAUAACUGCCAACAAUAUGAACCAUUCCUCAGAGCAGUCUUCUGACUCUGCAGACUGCAUUGAUCAUUGCUAACUGCUUAGAGGUACAGUAUGUAGAUGCAGUGCUACCAUUACCAAACACUUUGAUAUUUUGGAAGGGUUUUGAUAUGUAGUGGAAUGUCUUUCAAACUGACUGUUGCUGACUAUGCCAAAGUAUGCCUCUGAAAUAUCUGUAUCUGGAACUGGUCAAUGAACGUUGGCAGUUACAUGCUGAAUCACAGAGUUAGGGAGGGGGACUUGUCCUUGUUUAUAUAACAUAUAUGGCUGAGACAUGACUGUUAAACACAAAAGAUAAUCAUUUAUAUAAAAAUGUAACCUUUUAAGUGUGCUGUGCUCUCAUUUCCUGUUGUAUGUAUUGCUAUAUUUUAUACUGUAUCAAAAGUUAUUCCUUGUGUCUGUGACGGAAAUGU
Messenger RNA from Alosa alosa (allis shad), 836 nucleotides. RefSeq names its product chemokine (C-C motif) ligand 44 (gene ccl44). The record is from RefSeq and is a predicted model, not a curated record. The coding region runs from base 45 to 392 and encodes 115 amino acids. NCBI's taxonomy places the organism in Eukaryota, Metazoa, Chordata, Actinopteri, Clupeiformes, Clupeidae. Gene Ontology annotation, molecular function: CCR chemokine receptor binding; chemokine activity. Gene Ontology annotation, biological process: positive regulation of ERK1 and ERK2 cascade; cellular response to type II interferon; neutrophil chemotaxis. Gene Ontology annotation, cellular component: extracellular region. The transcript has 4 exons.